AUGUCCUUCAGAGGUGGACGUGGAGGCUUCUCAAGGGGUGGCGGCGGCCGUGGUGGCAGUCGUGGUGGAUUUGGCGGAGGCGACCGUAAUGCGAUCCCUGACCAAGUCCUCGAGCUCGGUACAUUCAUGCACCCUUCAGAAGGUGACCUUGUCUUUUCAUCCACGCACACCAAAAUCCCUUACUUCAAUGCUCCCAUCUUCCUUGCCAAUAAAUCACCAAUCGGCAAAGUCGAUGAGAUCCUAGGGCCGAUGAAUCAAGUUUACUUUACAGUCAAGCCACAAGAAGGUAUUCAAGCGACGUCGUUCAAGGAAGGCGACAAGUGCUUUAUCGGCGGUGACAAGCUCCUCCCAAUCGAGCGUUUCCUACCACAACCCAAGAUCGCAGGCGUCAAGAAGCCUGGACGUGGAGGUGCGCGAGGUGGGUUUGCUGGUCGUGGUGCACCUCGUGGUGGUGCGCGCGGCGGGCGUGGUGCACCCCGUGGUGGAUCGUCGUUUGGCGGCGGUAGAGGUGGUGGCCGUGGCGGAUUUGGCGGGGCUCCUGGCGGUCGUGGUGGUUUCACACCAAGAGGUCGUGGAGCGCCGCGAGGACGGGGUGGAUUCACUCCUAGAGGUCGUGGUGGGUACUAA
Molecule: messenger RNA, 627 nt
Organism: Protomyces lactucae-debilis
Lineage: Eukaryota; Fungi; Ascomycota; Taphrinomycetes; Taphrinales; Protomycetaceae
Product: Gar1/Naf1 RNA binding region-domain-containing protein
Exons: 2
Coding region: 1-627 (208 amino acids)
Biological process (GO): snoRNA guided rRNA pseudouridine synthesis; ribosome biogenesis
Cellular component (GO): box H/ACA snoRNP complex
Molecular function (GO): box H/ACA snoRNA binding
Source: RefSeq, a predicted model, not a curated record